This is a messenger RNA of Physcomitrium patens, 1883 nucleotides long. RefSeq names its product zinc finger CCCH domain-containing protein 11. Lineage: Eukaryota; Viridiplantae; Streptophyta; Bryopsida; Funariales; Funariaceae. The record is from RefSeq and is a predicted model, not a curated record. Gene Ontology annotation, biological process: cytoplasmic translation. Gene Ontology annotation, cellular component: cytosol. Gene Ontology annotation, molecular function: mRNA binding; metal ion binding.
CCAUGCCCUAAUUUCGGUCCUCAAGCGCUCCAGCUUCGAUGGUCGCAGUGUCGCAUGGAUCUGCACGCAAAGGCCUCGCGCAAUCGAGUUAUGCGAGGAUUGUAGAGGAUUGUAGAGCAUCAGCAAGGGCACGAUUGCCUCGAGCUCGGUCUGUGAAGCUUUUGGUGCAGUUUUUUGGUAGACUAGGGCGGGAUAACUAGAGCGAGAGAGAGAGCGAGAGAGAGAGAGAGCGAGAGAGAGUUAGAGUCGGUGGAACAGAGACACCAUGCCCCCAAAGGCAGCAGCGAAGGGCGGCGGCAAGGAGAAGUCGAAGGCAGACCUUGCGAAGAAGCAGAAGCUGGUGGAGGACAAAACCUUUGGUCUAAAGAAUAAAAACAAGAGUAAGAACGUGCAAAAGUAUGUGCAGAGCUUGCAUCAGUCGGUGCAGAAUGCAGGGCCUAAGCGGGGAGACGACGCCAAAGCCGCUGCCAAGAAGAAGAAAGAAGAAGAGGCUGCGAGGGAUAAGGAAUUGAAUGAGUUGUUCAAAGUGGCCAUUAGCCAACCCAAGGUUCCCGUGGGUGUUGACCCUAAAUCAGUUGUUUGUGAGUUUUUCCGACAUGGGCAAUGUGCUAAGGGUUUCAAGUGCAAGUUUUCGCAUGAUCUGAGUGUAGAAAGAAAGGGGGAGAAAAUCGAUAUCUAUAGCGAUCAGCGUGAUUCGGAGGAAAAUAUGGAUGAAUGGGAUCAAGAAACUCUUGAGAAAGUGGUGGCAGCCAAGGGGAAUGAAUUCGUCCACAACAAGCCUACGGAAAUUGUGUGCAAACAUUUCUUAGACGCUGUCGAGAAGAAGCAGUAUGGAUGGUUCUGGACGUGCCCUAAUGGUGGGAAGGAGUGCCAUUACCGACAUGCUUUGCCCCCCGGUUACGUCCUGAAAUCACAAAUGAAGGCAUUGCUUGAAGAGGAGGGUGAGAAGCUGUCGAUUGAGGAAGAAAUUGAAAACCAGAGGCGUAUGACCAAGACCACAACGCCCAUGACGGAAGAUUUAUUUGCACAAUGGAAAAGAAAGAAACUAGAAGCACGGGAUGCUGAAUUAGCUUCCAGGAAAGCGGAGAGGGCGAGAACUGACAGAAUGAGUGGCCGGGAACUCUUUCUUGCUGAUGCCAGUUUGUUUGUGGACGACGCGGAAGCUUUUGACUCCUACACGCGGGAAGAAGAACCCGAAAUAGGAGAGGCUUCAAGUUCUACUCAGCAGGCUCAAGAGAAACCGAGUUGGGAAAGAGCGGGGAUCAGCAAGCAAGAUGAGGAAUUAUUCGCAGACGAUGACGAUGAGUUGGACUUGGACGAGUUGGACGAGUUGGAGUCGAGGAUUCAUAAGUCGUCCUUGGACGAUACUUAAAGAGUUUGAGUUGUGGUGCUUGCCCACCUUCCGAAUGGAAACAAAGCGAGAGAUGAUGUGGGCACUGGGGUGAUGCUUUUCGAGACUCUUAUCCUUCACAGUUGAUAACAACCUGCAGGAGAAGUGUUCUUUGCAGACAGUGCACAGUAAAGCAGCCAUUGUGAAUUGGAGUAUAGCUCCCGUUUAAUUAAGAAAUACUCGAGUCCAGGUACUCUAGGAUUGUAGUGAGCUUUUGAAUCCUUUCCGGGACUCAAUGUACGAGGUGUGUUCAAGGUAAAUAUGUGUUGCAGAUGAAUCAUGUGGUGAUGGUUUUAAUCGUUUCACAUCACAAAUAAUGUUCAAAUUGGAGGUGACUGUAAGCUAUUGUUGACUUGGGUGAAUUCUUUUAUAGUAGAGGGUGCCGGAAGUUUGCACACUGGUGUAGAGACUACGCAAAUCGAGAUUGUGUGCAAACGUGCAGAUGUACACAUUUGCAUUAUGUUUUCAUAAUCUACCACCCAAGUUUACCUGA